Cuscuta europaea is the source of this 2946-nucleotide messenger RNA. The record is from the annotation of a GenBank genome assembly. Lineage: Eukaryota; Viridiplantae; Streptophyta; Magnoliopsida; Solanales; Convolvulaceae.
GGGUUUGGAGAGGAUAAGAUUCACUCAUUUCCUUCAUGAGAGAGAGUAUACAAUUUGUGGUCAAGAAAAGCACAAUACUGGGUAUGGUGGGUGCUCUGUAGGUGGUGGGAAGGAAGGAGUGUUUCUGGACACAGGGUUCCUAGAAUCUUGGAGAGAUGUCAAGUGUAGUAUGGUUUAGGAGGGAUCUGAGAGUGGAAGACAACCCUGCUUUGGCUGCUGGUGUUAGGGCAGGGGCAGUUGUGGCAGUCUUCAUAUGGGCUCCUGAAGAAGAAGGACACUAUUUUCCUGGAAGGGUAUCAAGAUGGUGGCUUAAGCAAAGCCUGGCUGAUCUUGACUAUUCUCUGAGGAGCCUUGGGACUACCCUUAUCACUAAGAGAUCCGCAGAUAGUGCUUCUUCUCUCCUUGAAGUUAUCAAAUCCACUGGUGCCACUCAACUAUUCUUCAACCACUUAUAUGAUCCUUUGUCACUUGUUAGGGAUCACCGCACGAAGGAAAUGUUAACUAGCCAAGGGAUAACUGUGCGGUCCUUCAACGCCGACUUACUUUAUGAACCGUGGGAAGUUCUUGAUAGUGAAGGACAGCCUUUCACAACCUUCACAGGUUUUUGGGACAGAUGCCUUAGCAUGCCUUAUGAUCCAGAGGCUCCACUUCUUCCUCCUAAAAGGAUCAUUUCUGGUGAUAUCUCCAAAUGCCCUUCAGUAAACUUGGUGUUUGAAGAUGAAUCAGAGAGAGGAAGCAAUGCUCUUCUAGCCCGAGGAUGGUCGCCUGGGUGGAGGAAUGCAGAUAAGGCAUUAACAACUUUCAUAAACGGGCCGCUGAUCGAGUACUCAAAGAACCGCUGGAAAGCUGACCGCGCAACAACCUCUUUGCUCUCCCCACACUUACACUUUGGGGAAGUCAGUGUCCGAAAAGUGUUCCAUCUUGUUCGCAUGAAGCAAGUUCUUUGGGCCAAUGAAGGGAACAAAGCGGGUGAAGAGAGUGUUAAUCUAUUCCUUGAGUCUAUCGGGUUGAGGGAGUAUUCAAGAUAUAUAAGCUUUAACCAUCCAUACAGCCACGAAAGGCCGCUUCUCGGUCAUCUAAGGCACUUCCCUUGGGUAAUUAAUGAGGGACACUUUAAGGCGUGGAGGCAAGGGAGGACGGGUUACCCGUUGGUGGAUGCGGGUAUGAGGGAACUGUGGGCCACCGGAUGGUUACAUGAUCGGAUACGAGUUGUGGUUUCGAGUUUCUUUGUGAAGGUUUUGCAGCUUCCAUGGAGAUGGGGAAUGAAGUACUUCUGGGAUACUCUGUUGGAUGCAGACCUUGAGAGUGAUGCUCUUGGUUGGCAAUAUAUCUCUGGUACCCUUCCCGAUGGGCGCGAAUUGGAUCGCAUUGAUAAUCCACAGUUUGAAGGUUACAAGUUUGAUCCGAACGGGGAGUAUGUACGCCGCUGGCUACCGGAACUUGCUCGGCUUCCCACCGAAUGGAUACACCACCCAUGGAACGCCCCGGAGUCCGUUCUCCAAGCGGCAGGGAUUGAACUCGGAUCAAACUACCCUCUCCCGCUCGUCUGGAUCGAUGCAGCCAAAGCCAGGCUACAAGAGGCCCUCGUCACGAUGUGGCAGCACGAAGCCGCCUGUAGGGCUGCUGUCGAGAACGGUGUCGAGGAAGGACACGGCGACUCCAGUGAGUAUAUCCCGGUCGCCUUCCCCGAGGACAUCAUGCAAACAACCGAUCCGAAUGUUGAGUCCCCGCUCAGAAACAACAACCAAACAGCGACUACUAUAACCCGCGGCGGCGGUUAUCAGGACCAGAUGGUUCCCAGCAUUACUUCUUCUCUUUCUCGGGGUAGUUCGAUGUAUCUCAGGAAUCCAAAUGAGGAUAACCGAGCAGAAGUUCCAAGAAAUGAUAAUUUGACUGAAGAAGAUCCAAGGAGGAGGAACGGGGCGGGCCAAACAGGCCCCCCUCAACCACCAAUUAAUGCCCGCCCGAGGAGGAAUUCAGAAGACUCCUCCACGGCUGAUUCUUCCAACAGCAGCCGUGGCGUGGUUCCUGUGUGGUCCCCGCCGAGUAGUAAUUACUCGGCAAGCGAUGAUAAUGUCACCACCAGUUCAUCUUAUUUGCAAAGGCCACACCGUCAGCUAAUGAACUGGCAACGGCAACGGCUGUCUCAGACGGGGUAAUUAACUAAUCAUCAUCAAAUUUAUGUGAAGGAGUUUAAAUCUAAAACCAGAGGAGUAAAUUAUCAUAAUAUCUUGAAAUCCCAUCAAAUGCCGAUAUGUAAUAAUUUCAUUUCUGUGAACGCAUGCAGCAGCUUUAUUCUAUAAAAUGCAUACAAACUAAUAUUGGUUAAUAAUUGUUUGUAUCCCCCUAGAAAUAGUAGCUAGCUGGUUGGAUUCAAUCUUUUAGUGCUGUGAGUCAGUUGAAUGUCUCUGAUCCAAAUAUGAAUUCUACCACUUGCAGUUUCCCCUGAAUCUUUGGUAAUCUCUAGUUUCUUCAACUUGAUGAUAGCAGGUGAUGGUUUACAAGAUAUGACGAUCAAGAUUUGAGGUUAACAAGAUCUAGGUACUACAAUGCUAAUUAAGCCGAUCAACUAUCGAUCUAUGUCUGUGUGUGUAUUAGCUGAUGAUCAGAGUGGAUGAGGCAAUUCUUUUUCUUUUACUCGUUCCUUUUGUUGUAUCAUAUGGUAGAAAGGGUCUUCUACAACUGAAUAGUAUACACAUUUUGUAAGGGCGAAUAAUCUUCAAAUUGGCUGCAAGUCAUGUCAUAAACUCUGCUUUAAUUUGUGCCUCUCUUCAUUCUUGUCUGGGUUGCUGCAUAUUUUGUUUAACCAUGUACACUAAUUGCGUGAUUUGUAUGUAAUUGGUCAAAAAUUGUAUGGACAGAGAGCAUUGUUGCUUUUUGAACCGUUGGAUUGCCUCCAUCAAGAGUAUCUCACAGGAAAGUUUAAAUGUAUCUGUAUUACUUUUA